AAGAUGGUUAAAAGAUUGUAUAGUACACAAUCUAAAUUUUUUAAUCAUGUUGAUAUGAUUUGGAAAUCAAUAACUUGAAUAAGAUACAGAUAAGUAUACGAAAUCAUUUUUCCUAUUACUGCAACAAUUAGAUCAUUGUCAUUGAAUCAUAUUUUAUGAAAAAUGGCAAAAUAAUUUAAACUCUCUAAUAUUUAAUCUCUCUCAAUCCGCUAAUGCAAAUCGAUAGACCUAAAACACAUGUUACCUUUUACUUUGAAAUGAAAAUUACCUCACACAAUAGAAAGACAAAGCUCCUUCAAACUAGUUUAACCACAAACAAUAAUAAUCGCAUGUAUCAAAGUCAGGGCAAAAUAGAAGAGAACUAAAUACCAGAACAAGCUAAUCAAAUGUUUCACUUUUCUUGUUGUUCCAUUGCCAGCUGUUAAAAGUUGGUGUCCUUACUCCUCCCUCAAUCCUUUUGGGUUGUCUGUUAAUUGACAUGCUAAUUUCCGCCAUAUCCAUUCCAUUGGUUGCCAAAAAUAUCUUUGAAAAGAACCUCUAAAAAUAAUUUAGUUUGCCAAAUGUCGAACGCGCGCUUUUGGGGUGGUUGUCCUUGGCAACCAUUCGACCCCCUGGUCGAUAAAAAAGUCAACAAAAAAAGGAACAAAACAUGUUUUUGCUUAGGAAUUUGGGUUUAUUAUUACGCAGAGAAGCAUCACAAUAUUAAGAGGAGUCAAAAGGAGGUGUAAUCAAUGACUUAAAAUGACGCCAAAACGCAAGCGACAUAGUCGCAGUGAGGCAACAGCCAAGAGCAAAGCCAAGCUAAAGGAGGAGCACUUGCAAUUGCUCGAGGAAUUGGAUUUGGCGGACAGUUGUUGUGACAUUUGUCAUUGUGAUUGCUAUAGCUCGCAUAGCAGCAGCAAUGUGAGUGCCCGCAAUGGUCCCGCCAAGGACUCCGAGGAGUUGCGUCAAUUGGAUCAGGAUAUCAAAGUCUUGGAGCAAUUGCAUCAAAAGGAAAGGGAAUGCAAGCGUAGUCACAUCCGAACUGCCAAAUCUCCCAGUGGAAUUGAGGUAAAGGUCACUUCACGUAGCCGUAGAGGUUCAGCCACAGAGAUUCCGAGUCGCGGGUCCACGGCCAGUCGAAGUCGUAGAUCCAAAAGUGCGGGAAGUCAGCGAAGUAUUAAAGAAGAAGUCCCAAAAACUGAAAACGAAACACUAAAGUCUCGCCAACGAGGAGGACAACGUGCAGGACGUCAAAAGGAUUGCAAAAUGCUGCAGUCUAUUUUGGGUUCCCUGAACGAUACUCCAGCUCUUUCCAUUAUUGGCAAAGGCAAAUCCAAGUCACAGGAUAAUGUUAAUCAAAUGAAAGCUCCUUCCCCCAAAUCUAAUCUUUGUGUUUCCAUGGCCAAUCUCUGUUUGGCUCCCACAGUGCGUGCGGCCUAUCAACAGAUACCCACCCAUGACCAGAAGAUACUCAAUCGCAUGGCCGUCAAGAGGAGUCAACAGGCGGCGGAUAAGGAGCACGCCUGGUUGGCUCGCAAAUACUGGGAGAAUGAACGUCUGGAGCGCCAGCUGCUUAAGUGCGAGCAAGUGGAAGAGUACAAACGGGCCGUUCACGACAAGCAAUUUCAGGAUUAUCUCAUGACCAAAGCGCGUCUGCAGGCUCUGGCCGAACGCGAUUUGGCCGAAUUGCGACGUCUACGCGGCGCCCUCGAUGCCAAAGAUGCGGCAGCCAAGCAACGUCUGGCCUCCAUGAAACUGGAACGCGAUUUGACUCUCUGUCAGCGCCGCUGCGAGGAACUGCGACGCAGUGAGGCAGUCACCGUGCAGCAGGAGGAACAGAAUCUGGAUGCCACUCUCAAGAAGAGAGACAUCUGUAUGCGUCUUACCCAGCGUUUGCGCCGCGCCGACGAGUUGCGCUCCGAACUCCUGGAAUCCUAUUUGCGACGUCUGCAGCACGACAAUUAUGUGGAACAGGCCCACCAUGAGGAACACUGGCGAGAACGUCAGCAAAUGGAACGCUUGAAGCGUGAGCAACUGAAAGAGGAUAUCCAGCGCAAACGACGUCAAUCCCAGCGUUUUGUCGAAGGUCGUCAAAGGCAUCAUGAAGCACGUUAUCGUACGGCCAAAAUAUCGGCCAGUCUGAGAGAAUUGGUACGGCAAUCCGUGACCCCGGAGGGUGGCAAUUCCAAUUCCCCGGCCGUGGGUCUCGAUCAGGAGGCCUUGAGUUACUAUGCCCAGCAGCAGGUGCAUUUGGGUCGUUUGCUCUUCGAGCAGCCCAACAAGUGAAAUUAGAUUUUCGUGUAAAUAUCUCCUACGAAUUGUUGUUAUUCUAUUGUAAGUAAAAUAAAACCCAUUGAAAACUAUGACGAGGCCUUCACUUUGCCUCGUUUGCUUGUUUAUAA
Messenger RNA from Drosophila willistoni, 2384 nucleotides. Its product is annotated as trichohyalin. The coding region runs from base 742 to 2268 and encodes 508 amino acids. Lineage: Eukaryota; Metazoa; Arthropoda; Insecta; Diptera; Drosophilidae. The record is from RefSeq and is a predicted model, not a curated record. The transcript is spliced from 3 exons.